Molecule: messenger RNA, 6387 nt
Organism: Peromyscus californicus insignis
Lineage: Eukaryota; Metazoa; Chordata; Mammalia; Rodentia; Cricetidae
Gene: Mamstr
Product: MEF2 activating motif and SAP domain containing transcriptional regulator
Exons: 9
Coding region: 657-1952 (431 amino acids)
Biological process (GO): regulation of transcription by RNA polymerase II
Cellular component (GO): nucleus
Molecular function (GO): transcription coregulator activity
Source: RefSeq, a predicted model, not a curated record
GUUGCAGGAACCCCUGCGUUUCCCAGACACCCGUCAGCCUCCCUGAUUCCCUGCUGACCCAGAAUCUUGGAUUCUAGUCCCUAAGAGCGUGGAGUUCUAGUCCUUAACUUCCUUUUCCUUCAGGAUUCAGAGUCCAGACGACUGCUUCCUGCAUUUUCAAAGACCCAGAGGUCCAGAUUCCAAUGCUCUCCUUAGGAUGCAGGAGUCCACGACUCAGGUCCUUCCUACACCACCAAGGUCCAGGAGUUAAAACUCCAGCCCUCUAGCUUCAGACUCAGAACUCCAGGCCCCAACCCUUCUUCAAAUCCAGCAGUCCGUGAGCAAGAACUACUUUCUGAAGCUCAGAACUCUAGGCCUCAGCCCUCUACUUCAGUCCUAAGUGUCCAAGCCCUACCCCUGGUAUCUCACACUGUGGGUCCUGGUCCCAGCCCUCCUUUCUCAGACCCAGGGGUUUAGGGCCCAGCUGCCCUCCCUUAGACCUGGAUAUGUAAGACCCCCCCCCCCAGAAGAUCUGGCCCAGUACUUCUGUCUCUCUCUAAUCAGUUACGGCCUCUCCCGAACUUCCCCCAAAUGACCACCGCCUGUCAUCCACUUUGACCCUGCUCUCCGGCGGCCCUGCCUUCCUCUCUGUCCAGGUCUCCACCCCAGCCUUGGCAAUGACCCUGGCAGCCUCCUCUCAGCGCUCCCAAAUCAUCCGUUCCAAGUUCCGCUCUGUCCUGCAGCUUCGGAUCCACAGACGGAAUCAAGACUGCACUUCAGAUCCGUGGAUCUCAGCCUCAGGCCCAGCUCUGGCUCCAGCUCUGCCCCCUGUUCCUGCUUCCUUCCUUGUCAGCCCUGGCAUCGUGCCCCCUGAGCCAGCCUAUUGUCCUUGGAGGUCUCCAAAGAAGGAAUCUUCCAGGAACUCUCAACACUGGAAGGAGCCCAAGGUCAGGGGGAACUUGACAUAUCACCUGUACAUGCCUCCGGAACGGAGCCAAGGGCCUAGGGCAGAUCUCCAACAGGAGGGGUCAACCCUGGGUCCCCCGGGGCCACCUCCGUGGGAAGAGAAAAACUCACAGAGGCCACACCCUCGGAUGAAGCCCUCCUCAUCAGGAGACUCCAGUCCCUCACCCCCUGCACACAAGCUGGAACUUCAGACCCUUAAACUGGAAGAGCUGACGGUCUCAGAGCUCCGGCAGCAGCUGCGCCUGCGGGGACUCCCAGUCUCCGGGACCAAGUCGAUGCUCCUGGAGCGCAUGCGCGGUGGCGCCCCGCCCAGAGAACGGCCGAAACCCCGGCGCGAGGACAAAGAGGCCGCGGCUCCCUGGCCGCGCCUCAAGCCUAAGACGCUGGGACCAGCCCGGCGGUCGGGCACGGUAAAGGCAAAUGCAGCGACUCAUAGGCUGAGGUUUUCUGGAGCUGCGGAUCCCCUGAGGGCAGCUCUGGCUCCCGCUCCCGCUCUGGGUUCCGCUCCAGCUCCGGCUCCAGUUCCAGCUUCAGCUCUGGCUCCCGCUCCAGCUCCGGCUCCAGUUCCAGCUUCAGCUCUACUUCCAGCUCCAACUCCCUUUCCAUCAUCUUCUCCAGCCAGCCUGACUCUGGAGGAGGAGCUGCAGGAAGCGAUCCAUAGGGCGCAGCUGCUUCCGAACCAGGACAUCGAUGACAUCCUUGAAGACCAAGUGGAGCCAGAUGACCUGCUGCCUCCCAUCCCCUUGGACUUCCCUGGCUCAUUGGACGUGCUGUCUCCCUCCCCGGACUCGGAAGGCUUCUCUUCCGUCUUCUCUUCUUCACUCCCAUCCCCUUCUAGCUCCCUGUCCCCUUCUCCAAGGGCCCUCACAGAUUCCUUGGACUGGCUGGAGGCCUUGAGUGGGGGUCCACCGCUGGGCUCUGGGCCUCCAGGCCCCAGCAUCUUCUCAGCGGACUUAUCUGACUCCAGUGGCACUCGGCUUUGGGAACUGCUGCCAGAUCCAUGGUGAAGGACCCUGGGGUUUUCAAGGAGCAGUCACCUGCACCCACAAACACCCUCUAACUACAGAGGGCUCAAGAUGCCCUCAUCCCCUCCGGACCCACUGCUGCUGACACACAAAUGCUGGACCUGCCUACUUGGUCUCUGUGUGACCCCUUCCUCCCGUCCGUGUAGUUGCGGGUGGGGGUUCAUUUGCUACUGGCCAGUGCAAACAAGCUUGCUGCCUCCUUCAGAGACCUGCAGGGUGUGUGCACCACUUUCUCCCGACCCUGGAUGGCUGCCUGUCAUCUGGGAAUCGAAGUUUGUGCUGUUUGGGUUCAGGAAAGGACAGGGAGAGUAGAAGGAAGGCAGACCCCUGCUCUAGUUAUAGGUGAGGGAAUCAGUGAAUCACCACCACCUAGUGGGUGGUGACUCUAAACUCCCUAUCACCUUGAACCUAUGAGUGUUGUGAUUAUACCUAGCUUUCUUGCUUUUUUUGUUUGUUUGUUUGUUUGUUUGUUUUUCGAGAUAGGGUUUCUCUGUGUAGUUCUGGUGCCUGUCCUGGGUCUGGCUCUGUAGCCCAGGCUGGCCUCGAACUAUCCUCCUGGCUCUGCCUCCCAAGUGCUGGGAUUAAAGGCACCAUCACCGCUUGGCUGCUUUCUUGUUUUGUUUUGAGAGCAAGUCUUGGUAUGUAGCCGAAGCUGGCCUCUAACUUGUGACAGUCCUCCUGCUUCAACCUUGUGAGUGCUGAGCUUAGAGAUGUGAGUCACCACACCCAGCUCUCAUGGUUUGUUGAAGGGCUUCCGGGAGCUAGGUGGGGAGAUGGAUGGCAAAAGAAAGAGGAGCUAGAAUGUGACCUCAGGUGAGCCUCCACCCCGUGCUGUGAGGAUGGCUGCCUGGUGAAUUAAACUGUGGGUUUCCUGUACUUAUGGCUCAUGAGACUGGGCCUUUGCAUCUGUGUUUGGGCUUAUUAACAAACCCACAAAACAGAAUUGCAUUAGAUACUUUUGCAUAGCUGUAACCAACAUACUCAGGGGAACAAGCUAAGGGAGGAGGAACUUAAUUUGAAUCUUAGAAGGUUCAGUUGUGGUUGUUCAGCCCCACUUGCUUGGGUAGGACACCAUGAUGGCCAGAUGUAUGGAAGAGAUUCUUCACUUCACAGUGGACAGGAAGCAGGGAGAGAGAGAAACAGGAAGGAGCUAGGAUGAGAUACCCCUGAGACCUACCGUUUCCAGGCCUCUCCAAAUAGCAUCACCAUGUACGUGUGAGCCAGUGCGGGACAAUGCAUAUUCGAAGCAUAACAAUAAUUGGCUAUGGUUUACUGGGUUCUGCAGGGGAGUUAUUCAGCUCCACAAGGUGUUGGAGAAGGAUGUAGUCAUCCCUAAGCCCAGAUGGGGGAGGAUAUCCAGCGUGGCUCACUCAGCUAUGUUAGGUACCAUGGAGGAGAUGGGGAGAAGGCUGAGCCCAGCUGGGUCAUUGGAUGUCUGGACCCUUGUUCUCCACGAAGCCUCAGCUCUCUUCUCCACGUGUUCUCUCUACUAGAAACCUGGACUUUUUAUAUGGUAGCCCAGGGCUUCCAAGAAUGAAUGUUCUGCUUGGAGUGGUAGCACACGUCUUUAAUCCUAGCACUCAGGGCAAUAGACGUGAAGAGCUGAGGCAGGAGGAUCAGAAGUCCAAGAUCAACUUCAAUUAUAGAGAGUUAGAGAGUUCAAGACCAGCCUGGGCUACAUGAGACCCUGUGUCACAAACAGAGAGAGAGAGAGAGAGAGAGAGAGAGAGAGAGAGAGAGAGAGAGAGAGAGAGCGGGAGCUGAACACUUGAGACCACCAGACAGCAGACAUGGAUGAUUGCCGAUGUCUUUGGGCCUGGCAGUAAAUUUUGUCUCAUUUUGUCUCCUUUUGAUCAGAAGGUUAUCGGGAAAGAUGGAACUAGUGUUAAAGGCACUGGGGGGUAGGAUGUCAAUCAGAUGUAUCAGAGUUGAGAAAACCAAGAGCCUGAGUUUUUACUUCAGUAAAGCACAGUAAUCAUACUCCCAGUGCAGAUUGACAUUUUGGUGGCUGUGGUAUGUGGGAUCAUGGAAUUAUGACUGAUCAAGGACAGAAACCCUGGCGAGUGGAACAGGGGUCAGAAAAAUAGCUGAGCUUCCAAGGGUUAGGGGGCACUGGUAGAGAACUUCCUGGAAGAUGGCGUCCUGGAAGAGGGAUGUGAAGAAGACAUCAAGGUGUGGAGGAAGCUGGCUCCUGGGAAAGCUGGUAAGGUUGAGUGCUCUGAGUAAGACAGCAGAAAGUCUGUGGCCAGCCCAGGCUGGAGACAGACCGAGCUGCCGAGCGGGUCCUGAAGGGCCCGUGAUGAGCUGACAGAGGAGUCCCCAGCCCUAGAGGGUCAAGAGGAUGUAGUGGGCUUCUUCUUCAGGCUUUAGACACCUCCCUUCUUUUUUUUUUUGACACUUCCCUUCUUGUUUCUUGUAUUUUUACAUUUUUAUAUGUGUGUGUACACACACCACAUACACGCUCAGGUCCUCGGAAGCCUGAGGAACCCAUCACUCCCCUGACGCUGGAGUGGCGAGCUGCCUGACAUGGGUGCCAGGAACUGUAACAGCACCUGCAAGAGCGGCAAGCCGUCUCUCCAGAGCCCUAGUCCUCCAUUUUGGAGACAGCAUCUGAUUGUCCUCAUUCCCACGCCCUUCUCUCCCUGAGGCCACUCAGGUCCUUUCCUGGCCCAUGUCCUCUGCCUCCAUUUAGUCUCCUUGCCGUCUCUGGUUCAUCCUCUGGUGAAGGAAGCAUCCUUCUCCCCAUCCUUGCCCAGUCACAGCUGCCUGCCGUCACUCAGCUGUGUAACCCAUCCCUCAUCCCUGGAGCCUUGAGCUCCGGACACCAGUUUCCAACCGAGGCUCCCUCCCACCUCCUGCCCACUGUUACCAUAGCCCUCAGCCAGUCAGCCUGGGUGGAGAGCACUGCAGAGCCCUUCACAGCCCCGGGAGAGGUAGGGUUGGGGUGGAGAUUUGGAAGGCUAGGGCAGGUUUGGUGUGGGUGCUGGCUUGAGCACAGAGCAGGCAAAGCUGAGACCAGCGCUCCUCACCACUGUUACCCUGACUUCACAUACUUCAGUCCCUCCCCUGGCCUCAGUGUCCCUGGGAGCCCCAAACCUGUUCUUUCACCCACCUGCCACCCUGGUCUUCAGAGAGGGGAGAACAUCUUUUUUCCUUCCAGUUCCUUCUUCCUCCUUCUCCUCUCCUUCACCUUCCUUCCACAAGACAAGAUCUCCCCGUGUAGCCCAGGCUGUGUUCAAACUGGACAUCAUCAGGCUUCAGCUUCUAGAGUGCUCAAAAUAGGUGGACUACACAUAACCCCUUAUCUUAAACGUGAUUUGGUUAUAUAGCUGUAUGACUGUCAAAGAUCAGUGGACACAGAGCUGGCCUAUCUUGAUGGCAUUUGGAGAUAGAAUUCACAUUCCAAAUGAUCCACCCAUUGAUAGGUAACGUUUAUUGCUUUCCCUAUUCUCAGUUCAUCUCCCACGAUGAUCAGUUUUCAUUCAUUUUCUGUCCUAUUGUUUUGUUUUGUCUUUUGAUUUUGAGGCAGGGUCUCUACAUAGCCUGGCUGGCCUGGACUCACAGAGAUCCACAUGCCUGCUUCUCUGCCUCCUGAGUGCUGGAAUUAAAGGUGUGCACCACCCUCAUCCCCCCUCUCCAGAUGGAGGAAUGGCUCAAACCCAUUUUAUCACUUUCAAGAAUGUGAAAUUGGGCUGAGAAUGAUUGGCCAUGCCUUUGACCCUAUCACUCUGGAGGCAGAGGCAGGCAGAUCUCAAGGCUAGCCUGAUCCACAUUAUGAGUUCCAGGACAGCCAGGGCUAUGUAGAGACCCUGUCUCGAAAGACCAAAAGAACAAAAACAAAACAAAACAACAACAAAAAAAACCAACCCCCCCAACAACAACAAUAACAACAACAAAAAACAAAAACAAAAAAACCCCAUGUGAUUUCAUUUCUUUUAGAUUUUGCAAUUUUUUUUUCUUUUUUGUUUUUUUUUGAGACAGGGUUUCUCUGUGUAGCCCACUCUGGCCUCAAACUAAGAGAUCCACCUGCCUCUGCCUCCUGAGUGUUGGGAUUAAAAGUGUAUGCCACCCCAGCCCAGCCUGGAUUUUGUGAUUUUCUUUGUCUCUGAGACUGGCCUGGACUCCCUGUGUAGCUAGCUGAUGUAGCUCCUGAUCUUCCUGCACUGUCACACCCGAGAAGGUGUCGCCCGUGUGACAAGUGCCGAUCUGGUGGUCUCACGAGGAAGGGGGGCAUGUGUCUCUCGAGGCUAGCCCCCCCCCCUCCGGCGGUCCCCUGGCAAUCAGCCCGAGCAAUGGUUCCUGGAUACAUUGUUCCCUAAAGACCAGCCUUCCGUGGAUGGUUGGCAGGACUCCUGCUUCUUUCUUCUUUCCUGACAAUAACAACCUCCCUGUGCCUGGACUCCCGCAGACGCUGGCU